Adineta ricciae is the source of this 291-nucleotide messenger RNA. Lineage: Eukaryota; Metazoa; Rotifera; Eurotatoria; Adinetida; Adinetidae. The record is from the annotation of a GenBank genome assembly.
AUGGCGUCGGCUACUGUAAGUUCGGCAUUCACACAGCAACAGCCUCCAAUAUGUAUUUUACAAAGUUGGCGUCGUGAACAAGCUACGCCGUAUGAUGAAUAUUUGAUUGAACAACCGUUCCUCAUCGGACCUGAUACUGCUGUGCCAAGUUCAAGAUUGCGACAAUGUUUCAGAAACGUGUACGAACAACGCGCAAAAGCUCUUAUUAUUGUUCAUCGUGAUCCCUGGGAAAAGAUAUCAGCAGUUCAAUCAAUCGGAACAUCGACAAACACGAGAGCGUCCCAAACAUGA